AUGCAGGCAGCUGCGACCGACUCGUCGGACAGCGACGAAGACUUCGACGUCUUCCAACGAGCACCUGCUGGCUACGAAUGUAUCCCCGUCAACGACGCCUGGCCGCCCUCUGCGAGAUACGAGUCCCCUUCCAUCGCUGCUCUGCCGCCGAUCCCUUGCAGGAACUCCGUCACGGUGUUGGAGGAUGUAGUUCCAGAGGAGCUUGCAGACCAAGUCUACAAGUUCGCCAUGGAAGAGAAGGAGGGGAAGCCUUGGGGUCUCUACCUGCACACUAGCGACAUCCUGCACUGCCAGGAGGCGACGCAAGAGUUGAGGUUGGCUGCCGCCUGCGUGAAGCAUCUGUGGUGUGACUACCAUAUCGACUUCGCGGAGUUUCAACGCUAUCAGCACAACGUCAUCUUUUUCCCCAUGUAUUCAGCGACCAUUCACCUGGGGCGCGCAGACUGUGAGGGAGGAGAGUUCCUGGCGAACCGAGAUGGACUGUCGCACUAUGUGCGGACCGGAUACAAGGGGGCACAUGUGGGAGGAGCGAACGCAGUAGAGGAUGAGUACACGGAGGAAGAGGAGGCGAAGAACUGGCAGAGGGUGGAGUACAAGUUCAACAGGAGCAUCAUCAUCGACGGGUCUCUUCCCCACUGCAGGUACAACUCCAUUGACCCGGAUCCAAAGUGA
Molecule: messenger RNA, 672 nt
Organism: Guillardia theta CCMP2712
Lineage: Eukaryota; Cryptophyceae; Pyrenomonadales; Geminigeraceae
Exons: 9
Coding region: 1-672 (223 amino acids)
Source: RefSeq, a predicted model, not a curated record